Molecule: messenger RNA, 2729 nt
Organism: Carassius carassius (crucian carp)
Lineage: Eukaryota; Metazoa; Chordata; Actinopteri; Cypriniformes; Cyprinidae
Product: serine/threonine-protein kinase PAK 2-like
Exons: 15
Coding region: 185-1735 (516 amino acids)
Biological process (GO): regulation of MAPK cascade; protein phosphorylation; intracellular signal transduction
Cellular component (GO): cytoplasm
Molecular function (GO): protein serine/threonine kinase activity; ATP binding
Source: RefSeq, a predicted model, not a curated record
CGACACGGCGUCGCAAAUUAUAAUAGCAAGGGAAAUAUUCUCAUUAUACUUGCAGCAAAACCAGUGUAUGAGAGUGAAAAGACGGAGGCAAAACUUUGAAGAGAUUUGCAGGAGUUCUGAAGAAAUGAAGUCAUGAGGGUUGAUCUCUGAAACCCUAUUACCCUUCUGAGUGUGUUUCCCUGUCAUGUCUGACAACGGAGAGCUGGAGGACAAACCCCCUGCCCCACCAGUCAGAAUGAGCAGCAACUUCGGCAUCAAGGACAGUAUGUCAACAAACCCCAGUUCUAAACCCCUGCCCUCCGUCCCAGAGGAGAAGAGGGACAAACCACGCAACAAGAUCAUAUCGAUUUUCUCAGCAGAGAAAGGAAGAAAAAAAGACAAGGAUAAGGAGCGUCCAGAGAUUUCAAAUCCUUCUGACUUUGAGCACACCAUACACGUGGGCUUCGAUUCGGUCACGGGGGAGUUCACUGGAAUGCCAGAGCAGUGGGCUCGGCUGCUGCAGACCUCCAACAUCACGAAAUCUGAGCAGAAGAAAAACCCUCAGGCUGUACUGGAUGUGCUCAAAUUCUACGACUCUACUGGCAACAGCAGGCAGAAAUACCUCAGUUUUACAGAUAAAGACGCACCACCAGCAAAAAAAGGCUCAGAGCAAUCACCAGUCAAGGAUCCCGAUGAUGAUGACGAUGAUGAAGCCCCGCCCCCUGUUGUAGCACCACGUCCACAGCAUACCAUAUCUGUAUACACUCGUUCUGUCAUCGAUCCUAUUCCGGCACCUGCUGCCGUUGCAGACACAGAUGGUUGCAAAGCUGCAGAUAAACAGAAGAAGGGCAAGGGCAAGAUGACAGAUGAGGAGAUUAUGGAGAAACUUAGAACUAUCGUCAGUAUUGGAGACCCCAAGAAAAAAUACACAAGAUACGAAAAAAUUGGACAAGGUGCUUCUGGUACGGUGUAUACAGCCAUUGACAUUGCUACUGGCCAAGAGGUAGCUAUCAAGCAGAUUAACCUACAGAAGCAGCCCAAGAAGGAGCUGAUCAUCAAUGAGAUCCUGGUGAUGAAGGAGCUGAAGAACCCAAACAUCGUCAACUACGUAGACAGCUUCUUGGUAGGAGAUGAGCUCUUUGUGGUAAUGGAGUAUCUUGCUGGAGGCUCUCUGACUGAUGUGGUUACAGAAACAUGUAUGGAUGAGGCACAAAUUGCUGGUGUCUGCAGAGAGUGUUUACAAGCUCUAGAGUUCCUGCAUGCAAACCAGGUCAUUCAUCGAGACAUCAAAAGUGACAAUGUUCUAUUAGGGAUGGAUGGAUCUGUCAAACUAACUGAUUUUGGGUUCUGUGCUCAAAUCACGCCUGAGCAAAGUAAGAGAAGCACCAUGGUAGGAACACCCUACUGGAUGGCCCCUGAAGUGGUCACACGUAAAGCCUAUGGGCCCAAAGUGGACAUAUGGUCCCUGGGUAUCAUGGCCAUUGAGAUGGUAGAGGGCGAACCUCCUUAUCUCAACGAGAAUCCUCUGAGGGCGCUGUACCUCAUCGCUACUAAUGGCACCCCAGAGCUCCAGAACCCAGAGAAACUGUCACCCAUUUUUAGAGACUUCCUAAACCGCUGCCUCGAGAUGGAUGUGGAGAAGAGAGGUGGAGGAAAAGAACUCUUGCAGCAUCCCUUCCUGAAGCUGGCGAAGCCUCUUUCCAGCCUCACUCCGCUUAUACUUGCUGCCAAGGAGGCAAUGAAGAGUAACCGCUAGCCAUUUGUCACUAUGUGCCAGUUGCCAAAUUCCUUCUCAUGACCGAUUCCUGUGAGAACCUCCAUAACUCCAGCAGAGUCUCCCUUCUAGGACCUUUGCUAUUCAGCCCUGAGGACCCUAGUCAUCUCCACCUGGGCGACUAACUUGCACAAUCACAAUGUCUUGCCUCCUCACACCAAACUCUCCUUUAAUGUGCCUUAAAAAGGCUACAAAGCCAGAGGAGCCACUGACUGUAGAUCUCUCUUGUUUUCUACUGAUGUCUCUCAUUGUAUUUGUUUAAUGUACGCUGUUCAGACAUCGUUGCAUCGGUCAGUGUGUACCUGAAAAUUUCAUGCAUUUCUGUCAAAAUUCUCUUGUAUUUUGAGUAUUGUUGAACUCUGGCCUAACAAAGAACUUUCCCCCAUUUUUUUACAUUCCAGAGAAGUAUUAUAAUACUUGAAAUGUCCCAUCCUCUCUUAAUGACCUGUCACUUGUGCCUACUACCUAUUUGCCUUCACCUGUCUUUACAAAAUGGAACAAUUUUGCUGUAUGAAAUUAAAUGAACCAUUCCUGUUUUUAAAUUUUUAUUGCAAAACCUUAAGUUUAUUUAAUCGUUGUGUAUAUUAUGUAUUCUGAUUAGCAUGCCGAAAUGAAAAAAAAAAAAAAAAACGGAAAUCAGGAAAUUUUUACAUGUUUUGUAUUUAUGUGUAUGUAUACAAUAUUUUAUAUUUUAACUAACAUUCUGACAGAAUACCAGACCUUAAUGGAUCUCCAAAGGUAGUCAUAGAAACUAAUAAUUUGGUAUAUUCUUUGCAUGUUAAGUCUAACUUGUUUUUAACAUUACAAUUCAAUGAGAAACAUUUUCAGACAUUCCAGAUAAGUAAAUACACUUUGUCUGUUUUCUGCUCGUUUCUUACGAGAUACAAAGUUUUUGUAAAUGAUGAAACCAUCUUAAAAAUAUGUUUUGUAAAAUAUUAUUACAACAGACUUGGAGCAAACAUGGUUGAACCAAUAA